GGUGGCGGCGGUGAUGGUUUUAUCAUCAGAGAGCUCAUUGGUAAGCUUGGUAACAUAGGGAAUCACAACAGCUCCGGUGAGAUCUACGGAGGAACAACUCCGAUGUCUAGGUCCGCCUCGUGUUACGCAACUCCGAUGAGCUCUCCACCGCCGCCGUCGAAUUCGAAUUCUCAUAUAAUGAUGAACAGAACGACGCCGUUGACUGAAUUCUCAGCGGAUCCGGGUUUUGCGGAGAGAGCUGCGAGAUUCUCUUGCUUUGGUAGCCGGAGCUUUAAUGGAAGAACCAAUUCAAAUCUUCCGGUUAACAACAACAACGUCGUCAACAACUCCGGGAAACUGACACGUGUCUCAAGCACACCGGCUCUGAAGGCUCUCGUUUCACCGGAAGUCGCACCGAUGAUUCCCGGCGGAGAAUUUUCCCGAAAGAGAAAAGUUCUGCCGAAAGGGAAAUCCAAAGAAAAUCCCAUUUCCACAGCUUACCCAUCUCCUAGUUUCUCAAAGACGGCGGAAAAGAAAGAAGAUUGGAGUGGAAAAGGAAGUAAAAGCUCAGAAGAAAAAGGAGGAAAAAGGAGAAGAGAGGAUGAAGAAGAUGAUGAUGUAGAAGAAGAAGAAGGGGAAGGGAACAAAAACAAUAACACUAAACCACCUGAGCCUCCUAAAGAUUACAUCCAUGUUCGAGCUCGACGCGGCCAAGCCACCGAUAGUCACAGCCUCGCCGAACGAGUUCGGAGGGAGAAGAUUGGUGAACGGAUGAAGCUUCUUCAAGAUCUUGUGCCCGGAUGCAAUAAGGUUACUGGAAAAGCACUGAUGCUUGAUGAAAUUAUAAACUACGUACAAUCAUUGCAAAGACAAGUUGAGUUCUUGUCAAUGAAGUUAUCAUCAGUGAACGACACCAGGCUGGAAUUUAACGUGGACGCUCUUGUGUCAAAGGAUGUUAUGAUUCCAUCAAGUAACAACCGAUUGCAUGAAGAAGGACUCCAAUCAAAGUCUUCAAGUCAUCAUCAUCAACAACUUAAUAUUUACAAUAAUAAUAAUUCACAAUUACAUCCCAAUAACAUGAUGCUCCAAUCUCCCAUAAACUCUUUGGAAACGUCUUGCUUAGCCAGAAGCUUCACUCACUUACAAACACUUACGCAAUUCACUGACUCAAUUUCUCAGUAUCAAAUGUUUAGCGAAGAAGAUUUACAAAGCAUUGUAGGAAUGGGAGUGGCACAAAACCCCAACCAUGAAUCUCAACACAUGAAACUUGAGCUUUGA
Camelina sativa (false flax) is the source of this 1257-nucleotide messenger RNA. The record is from RefSeq and is a predicted model, not a curated record. Lineage: Eukaryota; Viridiplantae; Streptophyta; Magnoliopsida; Brassicales; Brassicaceae.